This is a messenger RNA of Hermetia illucens (black soldier fly), 844 nucleotides long. RefSeq names its product dynactin subunit 3 (gene DCTN3-p24). The transcript has a single exon. The record is from RefSeq and is a predicted model, not a curated record. Bases 157 to 726 code for a protein of 189 amino acids. Gene Ontology annotation, biological process: cytoskeleton-dependent cytokinesis. Lineage: Eukaryota; Metazoa; Arthropoda; Insecta; Diptera; Stratiomyidae. Gene Ontology annotation, cellular component: dynactin complex.
CUUCACGUAUGUUGUCAUCAUCAACUGACGUUUGUAGAUUUCUUGAUUCUCUCAGCUUUCCCUGUAUUUUCGCUUUUCCUUGAAUUACAUCUGAAGAUCUGUGAAAAUCAUUGUUAACUCUGUUCACUAGCAUAUGACCGAUCCUUAAUUCGAAAGAUGGAAGCUUUAGAUAUUAUUGAGAAGCGGAUCGACAGCCUAAACCGCGUCUUGGGCCAACUCCCUGACUCCAACAAAACAUCCAGUGGAGAGGAGAAUCUCGUCGAUUCCUUAAUUUCAGCCAACACCCUGAUCUCCAGCUCGUUGAGUGGCCGGGAAAACAUUUCCAAAGUGGUGGACCGCACUGCUGAACUCGAACGAUACCUGGAUCCGAAUUACCUGGACAGCACGCAAGAGAUAAAAUCGAAGGAGGUCUACGUGAACACAGUGGCACCCGAGUUGGCUGCCAAUUUCGAGAUGUUGGAGAAAAUCAAGAGCCUCGAGCCUGCUUUGGGCGCCGAGUACUUCCGCAACAUCCCAGAUGCUACCGAAAAGCUGAAGGAAAUGGGUGAGUCAGCAGCGGAGUUAAGCCAGCGGAACGAACUAAUUGAGGAAAGCCUUAUUUUGGCGAUGCAACGGUACAGCGAAAUUCAGAGUGGGAUCACUGAGUCAUUGCGGGCAAUGAACGAACGCUUGGACAGGAUCGAGGAGAAGCUGCAGCGGAAGAAGGAAGUGGACGUUGAUGUGUAAAAUUGAGGGGGUUGCAGAGGACUGCAAGGAAGUGUCUAAGGUUAUUUAUGUCUAUUUUCAAUGAAUAUGUACUACAUCUUGUGAUUAUCAAACAAAUAUAUAUAUUAUCUGCUGAAAA